AUGGCAUUCAUACCACGACCUGCUCGCCGGCGCUUCGCUCUCUUGCUUGCAAGUCUCUUCAUCACGCUCAGCACCACCUUUCUUUUGCUGCCCCCCAGCUCGCCAAUCCGACUCUCCAUCAACUUUAACGCUUCUCGCCUAUUGAAUUCACUCCGAGCGUCAGCCGCGGACCGAGACGCCUGGCUGCGCCGACGACCUGCGCCAUACCCUCUAGAUUUGCGAGACGAGGUCGGCUAUCUCGUAAAAACGGGCUAUGGCACUCGCCAUCGGGUGCCUGCCCUGAUGAAGGCUUUCUCUCACGGUGGAAACAUUCUGGGAGGAGAAAAAAAGAAUUUCAUCGUCGUUGGAGACUGGACGCCAACAAAUCAGACAGAUGAGGGGCUGCCGAUCGUGUAUAAUGUUAUUGACACGAUGAUGAAGACCAAGGUUGACCCGUCGCUUCAAGGCCACCCUCGCUUUGCCAAGUAUCGCUCCCUUCGAGAAGCAGUCGACUUGGCCGACGAGGAAAAGGCGACAGAGAUUGGCCAAGAGUUUGGGUGGGAGUUGGACGCGCUCAAGUUCAUAGCAGGCAUGGAGUUGGCUUACGAGCAAAUGCCUGAAAAGCAGUGGUACAUCAUCCUGGACGACGAUACCUUCUUGAUCGAGCCCUCGUUGCAUCUACUCUUGAGCCAUUUGGAUCCCGCAAGGCCAUACUACCUGGGCAACGCCGUAGGAGACUACAAAAGUCGAUUCGCACACGGAGGCUCUGGCGUUGUGCUCUCGCGGGAGGCCAUGCGGCAACUAUUCGAUCGCCCCGACAUCGUCGCUCAGUCAUACAUCGACUCCCUCGAUGAGACAUGGGGUGACCGCCUUGUAGGCCUGACGCUGAUCAAGCUGGGGAUCUAUCUUGAUGAGCGGUAUAGCCACCAUUUCAACGGUGAGCCGCCUGACAUGGCCCGGGUCCAGAGAGACCGCUUCUGCUCGCCCAUUGUGUCCUUCCACGGCGCCCGCAGACCAGGGGCCAUGGAAGCCAUUGGCCGGGCCCUCUCCAACAGAGAGCAGCCCGUGGUUUGGGCUGAACUGUGGCAGCUGUUUGCUGACACCUCGCUCGAGAACGCUGGCCGCGAGCCGGUACGUCAGAUGCGGGACUACGUGGGGCCGACGGGCGAGGACACGAUGACAUGGGAGAGGAUCGCAUCGGCAGAGGUGUGCCGCAGCAAGUGCCGGAAUAGGAAGAGUUGCCUGGCGUGGACUUAUGACAGAGAGACGCGGACAUGCCGUGCCAGCCCGGGGAUUGUCAUUGGAAACAGCAACGCAGAGACGAACGAGUCUGGGCUUGAUUGGCAAGCGGUGGAACCUCUGCUGCGACAGUGCGGCCGAGAAUCCUUGUAA
Messenger RNA from Trichoderma aggressivum f. europaeum, 1371 nucleotides. RefSeq lists its product as uncharacterized. The transcript has 2 exons. The record is from RefSeq and is a predicted model, not a curated record. NCBI's taxonomy places the organism in Eukaryota, Fungi, Ascomycota, Sordariomycetes, Hypocreales, Hypocreaceae. Bases 1 to 1371 code for a protein of 456 amino acids. Gene Ontology annotation, cellular component: membrane. Gene Ontology annotation, molecular function: glycosyltransferase activity.